Molecule: messenger RNA, 1692 nt
Organism: Debaryomyces fabryi
Lineage: Eukaryota; Fungi; Ascomycota; Pichiomycetes; Serinales; Debaryomycetaceae
Exons: 1
Coding region: 1-1692 (563 amino acids)
Biological process (GO): transmembrane transport
Molecular function (GO): transmembrane transporter activity
Source: RefSeq, a predicted model, not a curated record
AUGUCUGUUUCAUCACUAAAUAUUGCCAGCUUUGAACAACCCGAGGCCUUGGAAUCUAGAAUUUCCAAUAUACCUAGAACCAGAAAAGAAUCAUUAGGAAGUAUUCAACUUUAUCACCCAGAAACCAAAAAGCGUAUCUUUAUUCCAGAGCCAAGUGUACAUCCAGACGACCCGCUCACCUGGACUCAACUACAUAAAUUUUAUAUUACUUUAUUGGUCUCAUAUGCCAUAAUGCUUUCCAAUUUCCUUGCAGGUGGGCCUUCAAUUGGAAUUGUGCAAAUGGCCAUGGAUUUUGGGGAAAAUGCAGAAGGUCCUGAUUAUGAUUUAACUCAUUGGGUUUCCAAGGUUGCUUAUUGUUUUACAGCUACUGCGCUUCUUCAAGGGACUUCGAAUUUUUUUUGGGUUCCAUUAAUGACAAAGUAUGGAAAACGUCCUGUGUAUUUAGCUACUGCAUUGGGAUAUUUUGUUUUCGCUCUUGCUUGUGGUUUCGCUUCUAAUUGGGAAUCAUAUUUAGCUUUUAGAACUCUUCUUGGUUUUUUUUCGGGAGGCAAUGAAGUUUUGGGACCAUUAACUAUAUCUGAUGUCUUUUAUACACAUCAAAGAGGUACACAAAUGGCAAUUUAUACCUGUGCAUUAUCAUUGGGUAUUGCUUUAGGAAUGAUCGUUUCUGGAUUGAUUCUUAUUAACUACGACUGGAGAUAUAUAUACUAUAUUGGAUCUGCUUUAAUUGGUUCAUGCGCUGUGUUAAUAUUCUUUACAUUGCCAGAGACCUCCUUUGAAAGAGACCCUAAACUUUUAGUUUCUUUUAUCGAGGCUAAAAAGGCGACUGAAAAACACAUAGAUGAAAAGACAUCAGUAGCGAUGGUGGAAGAAAAUUCUAGCUUUGAAUCAAGUAUUGAUCUUGAUGUUCCACAAAAAACUUCAUACUUGUCCUCUCUUAAAAUAUUUAAAAAAAGAACCUACACUGAAGAGUCUUUAUGGCAAAUUUUCAUUCGUCCUAUUGGAUUAAUAAUAUUACCUGGAGUUCUUUGGGCCUCCUUGAUCAUGUCGGCAACGAUUGGUUUCCUUGUAGCGGUCAGUACAAAUGUCGCAAAUGCUUUUCAGCAGACUUAUAAUUUUGAACCUUGGGAAUGUGGAUUAUGUUUUAUUGGUGCAUUUAUUGGGUCUCUUCUUGGUAUAUUUGCUGGCGGAACCAUUGUUGAUUGGUGGGUUGAUUUUAUGGCAAAACGUAAUAAUGGUAUCAAGGAGCCUGAAAUGAGGUUACCUCCAAUUAUUUUGGGUGGAAUCUUGACCCCGGUUGCUUUAGUACUAUAUGGAGUAGGUAUUGAAAAAUCACUUCAUUGGAUAGUCCCUACAUUGGGACUCAGUCUUCUUAAUUUUUCUUUAACCCAAGCAACUAAUAUAUCUUUAGUUUAUACAAUUGAUUGUUACAGACCCAUUGUGGGAGAAAUUACUGUUACGCAAUUGGCAUUCAAGUCUUUAUUUGGUUUUAUGCUCAGCUUCUACACUAAUCCGUGGGUCGAUAAUUUUGGCUAUGCAAAAGCGUACGGUGAGAUGGCAGCGAUUGCUGGUAUAUUAUUUGUGCUAAGCAUCCCUAUAUAUAUAUGGGGUAAAAAGAUGAGAGAGACCACACAUAAUUGGAGAAUCCUUAAAUUUAUUAAGUGGAAAGAUGAUCGUGAAGUUGGAGAAUAA